UGUGGAUAUCCGAGGUGUGACUUGACGGAGGAAAAAAUGUGUGUUAUUUUUUGUCCCGUCCACUGUUCGUUCCGUCCGAUUGAUAGCAACAUAUUAAUGUUCAUUUCCGGUCAAUAUUACCGGUAUAUCCGCACUGCUCGACGAUAAAAUUGCGGCUCAUCAGAUACAGUCCAUGAUUCUCAGAUUAACAUGCGGUGCACCAUACCCUUCAAUUACCACGCAGAUUCUUAAAAAUGAUUUUGUGAGGACGCGCAGCUAGCAAAUAUACGGAUUUUUGACUCAAUCUCUUCACUACAAAAUUCUCAAGCAUCUCGAACUUGGAGGGUGCGCCAAAUCAUUAUGAUCAAACACUCAGUUACGACCGUCAUCCUUCAUGUGUUAUUAUGCCUACAUAAAGAAACUCUUGGGAGGAACCUCAUCGAAUCGAUGAUGGGAGAGGGUAUGGCAGACAGGGGCCUACUGUCGCAACUAGUCCUCGACGCAGCACCUCCGAGAGCGGGCAGCCUACUCGACCGUAAAAGUUGGACGGUCACUUGCGAAAACUCCCACGCGGGGAACGAGUGCAGCAACAUGAUAGACGGCGACCCAGCAUCAUUCUACCACAGCGAGUAUGAGCCGACAGCCACCCCUCUACCGCACACGAUGACCAUCGACCUGAAGGAAAUCCGCAACGUGAUCGGAAUCGCGAUGCUCCCGCGGCAAGACGGCGGAAGGAACGGCAUAAUCGCCGGGCACUCCAUACACGUCAGCCUGGACGGCAGGACUUUCAGCGACCCCGUGGCCCUCGGCACUUGGUUCGCGGACACGACGGAGAAGUUUUCCGUCUUCGAGGCCGUCAAAGCCCGCUACAUCAGGAUCGUCCACACGACCGAGCCAGAGAAUCAACCCUUCACCUGCGUCGCAGAACUAGGCGUCUUCACGACGCCCACCUUCACCACCCCGCACUCGAGCCUCGGGAUCUGGGGGCCGACGAUCGAUUGCCCGAUCGUCCCCUCGGCGGUCGCCGUCUUGCACGACGGGAAGGUCCUCAUGUGGUCGUCCUACUCGAACGAUGCCUUCGUGGGGGGUCCGGGUGGCUUGACGUUCACGGCCACCUACGACCCGACGACAAGGACUAUCUCCCAACGCACGGUUACGGACACGCACCACGACAUGUUCUGCCCGGGGCUCUGCCAAGAUGCCAACGGGCGUGUCUUCGUAACGGGUGGCAACGACGCCUCCAAAACGAGCAUCUACGAACCGGGCGUCGACUCGUGGGUCUCGGGUCCGAAUAUGACCAUCUCGAGAGGGUACCAGGCGUCGACGCUCUGCAGUGACGGACGGAUCUUCGUGAUCGGUGGAUCGUGGAACGGGGGGGUGGGUAAUAAAAACGGAGAGAUCUACGAUCCGACGACCAAUAGGUGGAGUUUGCUCCCUGGGUGCCCUGUACAACCAAUGGUAACGGCGGACAAACAGGGCACCUACCGUGGGGACAACCACGGUUGGCUGUUUGCCUGGAAAGGCAACUCCGUGUUUCAGGCCGGUCCGAGUAAGGCCAUGAACUGGUACUCGACCACCGGCGCGGGUGGCCACCGAGGUGCUGGGUCUCGCGGCAGGGAUACGGACGCUAUGUGCGGAGUGGCCGUGAUGUUCGACGCGGUUGCCGGGAAGAUCUUGACCGCAGGAGGAGCGCCGAGCUACAUGCAAGAGGCGGCCACGACCAACGCCCAUCUUAUCACCAUCGGGAACCCGAAGGCGGACCCUCAGGUCCAAGAGACGGGAAAUAGGAUGAACUUCCCGCGGAUCUACCACAACGGCGUGGUGUUGCCCAACGGCGAGGUUUUCAUCGUUGGUGGUCAGGUUGUAGGCACGCCGUUCUUCGACGAGGGUUGGCAGAACACGUCGGAGAUCUACUGUCCGAAGAAAGAUCGCUUCCGACCGGCGGCCCCCAACUCCAUACCCCGCAACUACCAUUCUUUCGCUGUCCUCCUCCAGGACGCCACUGUCAUCAGCGGGGGCGGUGGGCUUUGCGGAAGCUGCGAUACGAACCACUUCGACUUUCAGAUAUACUCCCCGGCUUACCUCUUCAACUCUGAUGGGAGCAGGGCGACCAGACCUGUCAUUACGGCCGUGUCCUCUGCGACGGUCAGACCGGGAGGAAGACUUGCCUUCAAGACGGACGGUAAGAUCAUUUCGGCGAGUCUCGUCCGUUUGGGCAGCGCCACGCACACCGUUGAUACCGAUCAAAGGAGAGUCCCCCUGGACCUGAGAGCAGCCAGCGCGAACUCAUAUAAUGCGGUUCUACCUGCAGAUUCCGGCAUAUUGAUACCGGGGUAUUGGUUUUUGUUCGUCAUGAACGGGAAGGAUGUACCUAGCAUAGGAAAAAUAAUAAAAGUUGCGUUAUCCUAGAGUUA
This is a messenger RNA of Bemisia tabaci, 2393 nucleotides long. RefSeq lists its product as uncharacterized. The record is from RefSeq and is a predicted model, not a curated record. Gene Ontology annotation, molecular function: protein binding. Lineage: Eukaryota; Metazoa; Arthropoda; Insecta; Hemiptera; Aleyrodidae.